This is a messenger RNA of Cebus imitator (Panamanian white-faced capuchin), 813 nucleotides long. Its product is annotated as dihydrofolate reductase-like. Gene Ontology annotation, cellular component: mitochondrion. Gene Ontology annotation, molecular function: NADP binding; dihydrofolate reductase activity. Lineage: Eukaryota; Metazoa; Chordata; Mammalia; Primates; Cebidae. Gene Ontology annotation, biological process: tetrahydrofolate biosynthetic process; dihydrofolate metabolic process; folic acid metabolic process. The record is from RefSeq and is a predicted model, not a curated record. Bases 382 to 798 code for a protein of 138 amino acids. The transcript has a single exon.
AGUGAGCCGAUAUCAUGCCUGGGCGACAAGAGCAAAACUCUUUAUCAAAAAAAAAUCACUCCGCUGUCUAGAGAAUGGAAUAUAGGCAAGCAAGAAUGGAAACAGAGAGAUUAUUAGGAGGCUAUUGGAGAAUAAUGCAGAUGAGAGAUAUUACACUGAACUAAGGAAGUGGUAGUAAAGGUGUAAAGAAGAUGGAUUUUUUGGAUUUCGCGCCAAACUUGGCCUCACGUCGUGGUGUAGUGAGCGGGCUCAGUGCUCACUCCUGCUGUCAUGGUUCAGUUGCUAAACUGCAUCGUCGCUGUGUCCCAGAACAUGGGCAUCAGCAAGAAUGGUGACCUGCCCUGGCCGCCGCUCAGGAAUUAAUUCAGGUAUUUCCAGAGAAUGACCACAACCUCUUCAGUAGAAGAUAAACAGAAUUUGGUGAUUAUGGGUAGGAAGACCUGGUUCUCCAUUCCUGAGAAAAAUCGACCUUUAAAGGAUAGAAUUAAUGUAGUUCUCAGCAGGGAACUCAAGGGACCUCCACAAGGAGCUCAUUUUCUUGCCAGAAGUCUGGAUGAUGCCUUAAAACUUACUGAACAACCAGAAUUAGCAAAUAAAGUAGACAUGAUUUGGAUAAUUGGUGGCCGCUCUGUUUAUAAGGAAGCCGUGGAUCACCCAGGCCAUCUUAAACUGUUUGUGACAAGGAUCAUGCAGGACUUUGAAAGUCACACGUUUUUUCCAGAAAUUGAUUUGGAGAAAUAUAAACUUCUGCCAGAAUACCCAGGUGUUCCCUCAUGCCCAGGAGGAGAAAGGCAUUAAGUACAUAUUUGAAGU